AUGGCUACGCCUGUCAAUCAAGCGGAAACCAAGGAAAACUGGGCUAAACAGUUUCCAACUAAUGGUGUGAUCCAAGAACUGAUCAAGCUUAAGGAACAGUCGUCUGGACCACUGUACUGCACUCCUUGUCAAACAAAAGCAAAUCCGUCCAAUCCUGCCAAGUUCUGGUGUAAAAACAUUGAAUCCGGUUUCUGUGAUACUUGUAAAGUUGAUCACCACGAUAUCAUACAUAUUAAAUGUGAUAUUUUAGAUGUGUACAGGGGGGACAGCAAUAGACCAAAACAGUACUCGGUUGUGCCUCACUGUGACAAACAUGACGAGAAUAUGGUUUGGUACUGUGAGGAACACAGACUGCUCGGUUGUAACAUUUGUGUCUUCAAAGACCACAGACGGUGUGAUAACGUGACAUCAGUGAAAGAGUACUUUCAGAAGCUAAAAUCAGGACCACAACUGACAGAUAUACAGGCAGCACUGAAGAAAGGAGCAGAGAUCAUGAACUCUUUAGUGAAGGACUUUGACGAACAGCUACAAGUCAUGGUAAAGAACCAAGAAAUCGCUCUCCAGAGUAUUACAGAUCUACGCCAAAGGAUCGACAAACGGCUUGACGAGCUUCAGAAGAACUGCACUGACAGGUUAAUCACGCUGUUCAAAGACGAAAAGAGGAAAUUAGACGACUCCUUAAGGCAAUGCGAAUGUCUAAAGAACAGUAUGCUUAAUACACUGAAGUCGUCGAUUAAAGCUACAGAGGGAAACAACAUUAUGGAGACGGUAUUGUUGUAUCAGAGAGGAGAGGUAGAGGAAGAGUCGUGCAAAGAACUAGCGAAGGAGAUUAGCAAGACAUAUACAUCCGUCAGCAUUAAACAUGAGAUCGGUCCAGACCCGUUCACCUCUGGCGAUAACGCGAUGGGAAAAAUUAUCAACCACGAUGUUUUCCUGAUGAAUUUGAUUUAG
This is a messenger RNA of Mizuhopecten yessoensis (Yesso scallop), 951 nucleotides long. RefSeq names its product tripartite motif-containing protein 55-like. Gene Ontology annotation, biological process: positive regulation of DNA-templated transcription. Gene Ontology annotation, cellular component: chromatin; nucleoplasm. The record is from RefSeq and is a predicted model, not a curated record. Gene Ontology annotation, molecular function: ubiquitin-protein transferase activity. The coding region runs from base 1 to 951 and encodes 316 amino acids. The transcript has a single exon. NCBI's taxonomy places the organism in Eukaryota, Metazoa, Mollusca, Bivalvia, Pectinida, Pectinidae.